Molecule: messenger RNA, 447 nt
Organism: Aspergillus bombycis
Lineage: Eukaryota; Fungi; Ascomycota; Eurotiomycetes; Eurotiales; Aspergillaceae
Product: DNA-directed RNA polymerase II subunit RPB4
Exons: 3
Coding region: 1-447 (148 amino acids)
Biological process (GO): transcription initiation at RNA polymerase II promoter; mRNA export from nucleus in response to heat stress; positive regulation of translational initiation
Cellular component (GO): P-body; RNA polymerase II, core complex
Molecular function (GO): nucleotide binding; translation initiation factor binding
Source: RefSeq, a predicted model, not a curated record
AUGAGCGUCCAAUUGCCACCCCCAACACAUCGCAAGCGCGCCUUGCCCCAAGGCGAGCUCGAAGCCGCCUCGACUCUCAGACUAGGCGCGGACCAGAAUACCCAUACCUUGUCGCUUUCCGAAGCAAGACUCGUCAUCAACAAAGUACUGGAGAACAAGCGCAGGGGUGGAAAGAAAUACGAGGAGCCGGAGAACCUUACCAAGACCCUGGACUAUCUGGAAGUAUUUGCUCGGUUUAAGGAUGAGGAAAACAUCAAGGCCGUCGAACGACUGCUCAAUUCGCAUACGGAGUUGGAGAUGUUCGAGCGGUCACAACUGGGGAGUUUGUGCUGCGAUAAUGCCGAGGAAGCCAAGUCCCUCAUCCCCAGUCUUCAACACAAAAUCUCCGAUGGCGAUCUGCAAGAGCUCUUGGACGAGCUGACCAAGCUGCGGAAUUUCACGGAGUAA